Molecule: messenger RNA, 828 nt
Organism: Parascedosporium putredinis
Lineage: Eukaryota; Fungi; Ascomycota; Sordariomycetes; Microascales; Microascaceae
Source: the annotation of a GenBank genome assembly
AUGUUGGCGAAGUUCGAAGAAUACUCACAGUCAUUAGAGAAAGAACUUCGUGAAAAGGUCGGCUUCAGAAUGGCAAUCAGCUUCGUGUUGUCAUACGUCAUGGUCGUACACAACGUGCUCCGCCAGGUAUUGGAAGCAAUGAAACAUGGUCUGCUGGUUGUAGCAGGGGUCAUGAAGGCCGAGUUGAAUCUAGACGCGCAGUUCGAUCUGCACAAGCAGUUUCUGGGACUCAACCGACGCCUUCACAAGCUAACGAAGGCUGACGAAAUGAAAGCUGAGUUGGAAAACCUCGUCAAGGCUCAUAGCGCCGCAUUCGGAGAGCUGCCACCUCCGCCCCCAGCGUUAACCGUCUUGACCACAGCACAACGAGCACCCGCAGCACCCACAGCAGCUCAAUUGUCGGAACUCCCGAAGCCGAAUUCGAAUCAUGAGUCUGACGAUGACGCCGAAGACGAUACCGAAGCUGAUACCGAAGCGGACGACGAAGAUAAUGCCUCGAGCCCCGAUGAUGUCGGAGAGAGUAUCUCUAGUACUAUUACGUUCAUCAACCUUGAAGUCCACCUCCUCACGAAGAUUUCGAGCCAAAGCCAACACUCAUUGCUAUGCGGCGUGCUGUAUCCAGCUAUCACCGCGAAAGCAAGCGGAAUUCCCAGUGCGCGAGAUGCCAAGGACAUGGGCAUACACAAGCAACCUGCAAAGACCGUCAGAAAUGCACAUUUUGUGGUCGUAACCAUGAGAGCUUACGCUGCCGGACUCCGGUGCCUUCCAAGUGUUGUAAUUGCCAGGGCCAACAUCCGGCGUACCACGACACUUGUCCGACGAGGUUGA